This is a messenger RNA of Cyclopterus lumpus (lumpfish), 1060 nucleotides long. RefSeq names its product epithelial membrane protein 3 (gene emp3a). Lineage: Eukaryota; Metazoa; Chordata; Actinopteri; Perciformes; Cyclopteridae. Bases 198 to 695 code for a protein of 165 amino acids. Gene Ontology annotation, cellular component: plasma membrane. The transcript has 5 exons. The record is from RefSeq and is a predicted model, not a curated record.
AAUCUGACUCAACAUUCCUCUUCUGUACCCUUCUCUUAAAGUUGUGGAGCUCAAACGUCUGUGAGCACAGAAAAAGCACAAAGGGAGGAUAACAACAACGGGGGAAAAGGAAAAUCAAAGACGUUCAGUGAAGGGUACAGACUUAAAGGCACUGAAGCUGAAGGGAAACCAGAUUGUUCCCUCAUCUCCAAGCAGCCAUGGUCUUCCUGCUCAUAUUCAUAACCCUGCUGCAUCUGCUCACCUUGGCCAUGCUCUUCAUCGCCACCCUGCAGAAGUCCUGGUGGAUAUGGGAUGAUUUAGAAAUCACAGACCUCUGGUAUAACUGUUUCCAUGAUAAUGCCACAAAUACCUGGUUGUGUGCUGCUACCAAUGAAAGUGACUGGCUGCAGUCUGUCCAGGCCCUCAUGGUUCUCUCUGUGGUCUUCUCCUCCAUCUCCUUCCUGGUUUUCCUCGGUCAUUUGUUCACCAUGUCCAAGGGAGGACUCUUCUACUUCACAGGCCUCUGUCAGGCUUUUGCAGGUUUAACAACCUUUGCGGCUUGCCUCAUCUUCACCUUCCACAGAAAGGAGAUCUUAAGUCAAUCCAGAGAUCUCAGCAAAGGUAGCUUUGGCUAUUGUUUCAUCCUGGCGUGGCUGUGUGUCCCGCUCCUUCUGAUCAGUGGAUUCCUUUACAUCCACCUGCGCAAAAAGCAGUGAGCCAAAACCGUAAAGGACGUUAAAAUACCUCUGAAUAAGAGUGUGAGGCUCUUCACUCGCUUUCCAGUUGAUAUAAACUGCACCUGAGGAAAUAAGAUGACAGAGAAGGAAAAACGUCUUUAAAUGAUACAAUUCUCUAUUCGUUCUAACUUAACAACACUCUACAGUGCAUGCCGCAUAGUUUGUGGGAGAUUAAAAAAUUAUCAUAUGAUUAUCAUCAUCAUGGUGGCAUGUCACUUAAGAUCAAGAAAACUAAAACUCAGUCAUGCUGUAAUAUCCAAAACAUAUUAAUGUUACUUUAAAGAUUUUGAUAGAAAUUAAAAUAUUGAAUGCAUAACUUGUGCUUCAUGUAUGAUUGUGAUCAU